AUGGCUGCCACCGAACACAGACUAAGCUUGGACGCCGAGAAACAGAGCCUUCUCGACCUCCACACUGAAAAGCACUUCACCGCCGGCGAAGUCGUCCGCGACAUCAUCAUCGGCGUUUCCGACGGCCUCACCGUCCCCUUCGCUCUCGCCGCCGGCCUCUCCGGCACCAAUGCCACCUCCGCCAUUGUCCUCACUGCCGGCAUAGCUGAAGUCGCCGCCGGCGCCAUCUCCAUGGGUCUCGGCGGUUAUUUGGCAGCUAAAAGUGAUGCCGAUCAUUACGCCAGAGAAUUGAAAAGGGAGCAAGAAGAAAUCAUCGCCGUGCCAGAAACUGAAGCGGCAGAGGUAGCAGAAAUACUUGCUCAGUAUGGAGUAGAGGCACAUGAAUAUGCACCAGUGGUGAAUGCUCUUAGAAAAAACCCUCAAGCAUGGCUUGAUUUCAUGAUGAAGUUUGAGCUGGGACUAGAGAAGCCAGAUCCAAGGAGAGCAUUGCAUAGUGCAAUGACAAUUGCCACUGCUUACAUAAUGGGUGGUCUUGUUCCUCUUGCUCCUUACAUGUUCAUUCCAAGGGCAUCAGAGGCAGUUGUGAUCUCAGUUGUGGUUACUUUGAUUGCACUGCUAAUUUUUGGCUUUGCCAAGGGACACUUCACGGGCAAUAAGCCUUUCAGGAGUGCUUUUGAAACAGCUCUGAUUGGUGCCAUCGCCUCUGCAGCUGCCUUUGGCAUGGCAAAGGCUUUCAAAGCAUAG
Messenger RNA from Sphenostylis stenocarpa, 744 nucleotides. Lineage: Eukaryota; Viridiplantae; Streptophyta; Magnoliopsida; Fabales; Fabaceae. The record is from the annotation of a GenBank genome assembly.